Dichotomopilus funicola is the source of this 1386-nucleotide messenger RNA. RefSeq names its product cytidylyltransferase family-domain-containing protein. Bases 1 to 1386 code for a protein of 461 amino acids. Gene Ontology annotation, molecular function: phosphatidate cytidylyltransferase activity. Gene Ontology annotation, cellular component: endoplasmic reticulum membrane. The transcript has 4 exons. The record is from RefSeq and is a predicted model, not a curated record. NCBI's taxonomy places the organism in Eukaryota, Fungi, Ascomycota, Sordariomycetes, Sordariales, Chaetomiaceae.
AUGACGGGCAGAUCACGCCGGGGGGUUAAGUUCCCCCAUAACAAAAACAACGGCCAUUCCGAGGGUGGUCGCCGCCCAAGCUUCAGCGAGGCCAGUGAGGAUGGGUCGCCAGUCAAAGGAAGGGCCGCCGCAGCCCUCGAGAACAUCGACGAGAAACCCCCAACCCCUGAACAGCAGCAGGCCGAGUACGAGAAGAAGAAAGCCAAUUUCAUUACACGGACAUUCUGGACCUUUGUCAUGAUCGGUGGCUUCUUUGCUGCCCUAUUCAUGGGCCAUGUCUACAUCCUAGUCAUCAUCACGGCCAUCCAGAUUGUCUCGUUCAAGGAGGUUAUUGCCAUUGCUAGCGUGCCGAGUCGCGCGAGGGAUCUUCAGUCCACUAAGAGCCUGAACUGGUACUGGCUCGCCACGACCAUGUACUUUUUGUACGGCGAGAGCGUGGUAUACUACCUCAAACACAUCGUGCUGGUCGACAAAGUGCUGCUGCCCCUCGCGACGCAUCACCGGUUCAUCAGCUUUAUUCUCUACGUCUUCGGCUUCGUUUUCUUUGUCGGCUCCCUCAAGACUGGCCACCUGAAGUUCCAGUUCUCCCAGUUCGCGUGGACCCACAUGGCGCUGUUUCUCAUCGUCGUGCAGGCUCACUUCAUCAUGAACAACGUCCUUGAGGGCAUGAUUUGGUUCUUCCUCCCGGCCGCCCUCGUCAUCACCAACGACAUCUUUGCCUACAUCUGUGGAAUUACGUUCGGCCGCACGCAGCUCAUCAAGCUGUCCCCCAAGAAGACGGUCGAAGGCUUUGUUGGGGCUUGGAUCAUGACAGUUCUCUUCGGGAUCUUCCUCACCAACAUUCUCCUACGAUCCAAGUACUUUAUCUGCCCAGCAACAGAUCUCGGGGCCAACAUCUUUACCGGGCUGGACUGCGACCCGAACCCGAUCUUCAUUCCCCGCACUUACUCCACGCCCCACCUCUUUUUCCUGCCACCUGGGUACACUCUCAGCAUCACCACCUCCCCCAUGCAGAUUCACACCUUCUUCUGGGCCAGCUUCGCCUCCCUGAUUGCGCCCUUUGGCGGUUUCUUCGCGUCCGGGCUCAAGCGUACCUUCAAGAUUAAGGAUUUCGGCGACUCGAUUCCUGGACACGGCGGCAUGACAGACCGCAUGGAUUGCCAGUUCAUCAUGGGCCUGUUCGCCUUCAUCUACUACCACACCUUCAUCGCCUUCAAGCGCUCGUCCGUGACACAUGUUUUGGAGCUGGCCAUUAUGGAGCUGACGACGGAUGAGCAAGUUGAGGUUAUCAAGGGGGUGUUGAAGUACCUCACUAACCAAGGCGUCGUAAAAGACGAGACGCCUGCGUCCUUUGAAAAGCUGCUGUCAGCCAGUCUCCAAAUAUGA